CGCUGAUGGGGGGAUGCGGCGGUAAUUCCCCCCCGCCCUUCUCCCUUUUUAAGCACCCCCCACUCCACCCGUGGCCGGCGUUUUGGGGGGGCUGCAGACACACGUGAGGCGGGCGCAGGGUGGGAGGGUCGAGCCAGCCCCCCUCCUCCUCCUUUCCCCACCGUCUGCCUAAUUUAAUCCCCCCCCCGCCCCAGCACACAUCAAACGCCGGCCUCGGGGGCCAUUAACAACUUAAAGCACCGAUCGUACCUGCGGGACAAAGGUUUUUGCUCCAGGUCCUUGGAGAGAGCAUCGCUGUCUCUCACCUUCCCGGCUGUGUACCCCCCCUUUGACACCCCCCUCCCCGCCCCCCGGGACUGCUCUAACCUCCUUAUCUCCCGCCCGGCCGCAUCUCCCCCUGCCUCCCCCGGGGGAGUUGUUGGACGGGGCGGGGGGGGGGGGUUUGAAGAAAGGCGGGGAGGAGACUGACCGAGGGUUUUAAGCAGCCCAACCCCAUCGGGGGGGUGGGGGGGGUGGGGGGGCGGGAGGUGAUGGAUGGAACCCGGUGGGAGAAGCUAAAUCCAGGCGGGAGCUAAAUCUCUCCUCCGGAGGGACCUGGACUUCUUGCUUUGGGUCUCGAAGAGGCGGCCGGACCUGCUGAAGGUGCGGAAGGUGGGAGGUGGGGAAGGGGGGGGUGGAGGAAAAUUGCAUCACUGGUGGUGUUUUGGUUUUGGCUGGAAGGCUGUACCCACGCGAGACCGCUCCGGCCACCGCUCACUGCAGGGGAAAGUGGAGCCUGGGGUUCUUCACCCGCUCCUCAUCGCUCCGGAUUGUGACCGGGGACCUGGCUGGGGUUUGGGGGGGCCCAUCGCGAGAUGUACCAGAGUUUAGCCAUGGCAGCUAACCCCGGUCCUCCGGCGUACGAGGGGGCAGGUGGCUUCAUGCACAGCACGGCCGCAGCAUCCCCCGUCUACGUGCCCACCACGAGGGUCACCUCCAUGCUCCCCAGCCUGCCGUACCUCCAGAGCAGCGGCUCUUCCCAGCAAGGCAGCCCCGUCUCCAGCCACUCCAUCUGGACUCAACCCGGAGCCGAAAGCGCCGCUUACAACCCUGGAUCUUCUCACCCGCCCGUGUCACCUCGCUUCUCCUUCUCCACCAGCACCCCCAUCCCCGCCACCUCUUCCCGGGAAGCCGCGGCGGCUUACAGCAGCUCCUUGAACCUUUCUGCUAACGGGAGGGAGCAAUACGGCAGGGGUUUCGGCAGCUCCUACUCCAGCCCUUACCCAGCGUAUAUGAGCCCCGAAAUGGCCACGUCUUGGACUUCUUCACCCUUUGACAGCCCCAUGCUGCACAACCUGCAGAGCCGAGGGACGCCCGCAGCCGCCCGGCACACCAACAUAGCAGAAUUUUUUGAUGAUUAUUCAGAGGGGCGAGAAUGUGUCAACUGUGGGGCCAUGUCCACCCCGCUCUGGAGGAGAGACGGCACAGGACACUACCUCUGCAACGCCUGCGGGCUCUACCACAAGAUGAAUGGCAUCAACCGGCCCUUGUUCAAACCUCAGAGGAGGCUGGAAGACGAUGCUGCUGGAAGCACUCUUUUUCUUAUCUCCCACUCAAGCCUCACGAGCAACAUCACGCAAAGCCAGCAAGGAUCGGCUUCCCGCCGCGUCGGCCUCUCUUGUGCCAACUGCCACACGACAACAACCACACUCUGGCGCAGAAAUGCCGAGGGAGAGCCUGUCUGUAAUGCCUGCGGCCUCUACAUGAAGCUCCAUGGGGUUCCAAGGCCUUUAGCAAUGAGAAAAGAGGGCAUUCAGACGAGGAAGCGCAAGCCAAAGAACCUUAACAAAACAAAGAUGCCAGCAGGUCCCUCCAGCAGCGAGAGUCUUACCCCGACCACCAGCUCCACCAGCAGCAGCAGCAGCGCCACGACCACUGAAGAAAUGCGCCCCAUAAAAACAGAACCUGGACUCUCAUCUCAUUACGGGCACCCCAGCCCAAUUUCUCAGGCAUUCUCAGUCUCUGCCAUGUCUGGACAUGGAUCAUCUAUUCACCCUGCGAUUUCAGCUCUGAAGCUUUCCCCGCAGGCUUACCAGUCAGCUAUCAGCCAGUCUCCUCAAAACAGCUCCAAACAGGACUCCUGGAACAGCCUCGUGUUAGCUGAAAACCAUGGGGACAUCAUAACUGCAUAACCUGGUCUUCCAUCCAUGGACUUCAGGCUGAUCUACUUGAGAGAUGAAGAAGAUGCCACGUAAUCAUCAAGUCAAUGUUGUUUCCCACCUCCCCUGCUCUCCUGCCUUCUCUCCUCUUGUGAGAUGCUCCAGCAAAGAGGUAAAGAGGAUUUUUCUGAGGUGUAGGAGAGCUCUUAUGCAAUGAACAGAGAAGACUCAACUCCCAAAGUAACUAAUGGAUUUGAAGCCUUUUUCCCCACUUUAAAUGAGCCUCUCUGUUUGAUUGCCACCACCUUCUAUGAAAUAGCCAGAAACACAAAGAUGGAUACAGUUCUUGAGUUUUGUUUAUUUAAAAAUAUCUGGCAUUUAAGAUUCAGACAAUGGUGGAACAGAGACUCUUUUUUUCUUCUGUCACCAUCCGUUCUUUUCUUGACCAGAAGAAAAUACCACCAUCUUCUCAUUAUCCAAAUUCAGUGAUCUUCCACCAAAUGGAGCCAGUUCCAGAACAGUUUGUUGAACAGACUUCACUAGACACGCUGUGGUGGCUUUACUGGAUUAUAUAUGAUCUAGGGCAGAGAAAAAAAGAGACCCUCCCCUACACACAUCCCCAGCUCACAUGACUAGAGCGUUGUCUUCAUUUUCCUAGGUGGUCUGAAAAGUUAAUGUAUCUCCGUAUUUAACAGUAAAUCCUUUCCUAUUUAUCAUUACAAAAUCAUGGGACUGUGUUUCCCAAAGGUUGUUGGCUGAGCCUGGAGAAGGUCUGUCCAAAGUCAAAGGGGGAUUUUGGAAGGACGAACCUUCUGGAAGCAGGUAGAGGAGACCCACUUUGGUCAUCAUAUCCUGGAGAAAAUUGCUGGGCUCUUCCCUUAUGGAUAGCUACAAGCCAGGCUUAGAGAUUAUUCAAGAGCACAGCAAGUGAAAGAUGCUCUUCUAACACUGCUGUGCCAUUGCUUUUGAGACAGUUAAUUUAAUUAUUUUGCAUACUUUUAUGUUGGUUUUGAUGUCAUUGAUGAAAUCUGAUUGCCAUCCAUUUUGGGCUGUACUCUGAGUUCCUACUUUCCCCCUAACAGCUGGCUCAUGGCCGUUUCAUACAUCUAAACCUUUAGGAUUUCACCCUUUGCAACAAGCAAAGGCUUCAGCCUCUAACAGAGGCAGGCAGGGGCUGUUUUCUUUACCAAACAUGUGCAUAGACUUGCUUGCCUGCAAGAGAAGCAUAACUCCAUUCGUACAUGAGUAUUAAACAAGACUUGUGUUUUUUCUUGCCCGUAAGGCUCUCAGAGACCAGGGAAUCCUGGCAAAUGGAGUUGGAAGAGAUGCUGAGAGCUCGCCGACUCAUUCCCUUUUCCCAAAGGUAUCAAUUCUACCUAACCUCGCUCUGACUGCUCUUUCUCUAGCAUGUGCUUAACAACCUCCAGCAUCGCAGAUGCCACAGCUCCUUUGUGCCAUCCAAGUGCUUCACCAGAUGCUUGCCAUGACAUUUUCAUCAACAUUUCUGAGGAGGGACAGCUUUGCCUGUCCAGGCGGGGAAUUUCUGGGAGACCUCAUCCUACGAGAUUCUCCACUCUUGUUUCUGUCCACUCCCAAACUCCGUUACUCUUCUUGCCUUCCCAGCUCCUCCCUUUCCUCCCUGCAUCCAGAACUCGAGUAUGGAACUACCAAGUGAAAAUCUAGAAGAGGGAUUGUGCAUCCCUCCCAAAUGUGCUAUCCUCUGUCUCCCACUGUUUAACAUUCAGAGUGUUUCCACCCAAACACCAAGAUACAUGGCUUGGCGAAGAGGAAAGCCACAUACAUGUUUGAAGCAAAAGAAUGGCAUUUUAUUGUUUUUGUUUGAACUCACUGUUUUCCUCCUGAUGGUGGAAAAGCUUCUUUAAGGAGAAGGAUUCAACUGGACUGGUCAUGAUAAAGACUGAGACUGGAGUCAGAGUAGAGACCUGGACCCUUCCACAUUCCCUUGCUCUGCAUAACUCAGUUUUGCAGGGUUUUGGAGGGGUGACAGAGCCUCUGCACCCCCCAGAGAAAAACCCCAUGGCAGCGAUGCCAUGGGAAUAGCAGGAUGGUGUUUGCUCCAGAGUUUCUACUCUGUCUUGAUGAGCGAAUGCAGGGUCUAGCCUCAUUAGUGUUAAUUACAGACAAGAAAAAGACAUUCAUGAAACAUGAAUAAAAAUAAAUGAAAUUCUGUGGUUCUGCUCAGGCCUGUUAGGCUGCAGAGAAAAGACCAGAACUUGCACCUAAAAAUAUGAAUUUGGGGUGGAAAUAUAAAGGUAUUCCUCCCCAGGCAUGCAGGUCUUCAGCCAGCCUCCUCCUUGUAAACAGCAGUUGAGCUCUCUGAGGAUCUGGCUGGGAAUUCCUGUCUGUUACAGAGAAGCAUGCACCACAAAGGUGCCACUUGUCCAACACACAUAUCUGAGAUACCUACAUAUUGAGAUACUCUGGACAACCUGAGAGAGAGGGGAGCAGCUGGCCUCCUAGGGGGGAGCUAAAGUCCAGACCAACCACACGCCCCAUUUCUCUUUCCGUAUGGAUGCUCCCAGAGGCUCUGUCCACCUCGCCUUAUUACUGCACUCCUCCUACUGCCCUCAGAGCUAAACUCCCUGGCUGAAUUUUUCUCAUGCCCUUGAAACACACACUGAGAGGCCAUAAGGGAGUCUGCUUGCAGUGCAAGAGGGGAAAACCCCUGCAGGACAUAAGCCUGCCUUAUGCUCCCUUGUGUUUUCUAAAUGAUAGAGAUGAGUGAACUGGUUCUCAGCCUUCCUCAAAACCUUAAAAAUAAUUAUUGAAACACAGUGAGGAGCAUUUAGAAGGACCCUGAUAACAGAACAUGAUGUCUGCCUUCAAAAGGUGAGGCUCUGGGGGCUGUGAGGACAAGUUAGCUCUCAUUAGUAGUAGAAAUCAGCUCUUUUGUCCCCGCUUUUGCACCUUAAGCAGUAGAUGCCCAGAUGCGCCUGCUUCCGUUGUUCUUUUCAGUCACCCGAAACUGCUGUAGAGAUAUUGUCGAUCCAGGAGCGUUUGCCAUAUUCCAGCCAACACUGAUAUCAGGAUGGUGAGAGGCUGACCUCAGAUGGAGCACCAUCAUGCUAGGUGCUGUACAAACACACCAUGAUAGAUGGGUCCUGUUCUACAGAGCCUGUAAAGAUAGAAGUACAGAGUAAUUUAAAUCAGAAGGGGCUAGAUCAGGGUUCUCAGGGCCCUGUUCGGUCAAGUGGUGAAUAUCCCCAAGGGUAGAAAUCCUGCAACCUCCUGUUCCACUGUUUGACCACCCUCAUGGCUGAAAUGUUUCUUCCAAAUAAAUGUUAGAUUCUAAUGUGAGGUAAAAAAUGUAAAAAUCGUUGGUAAAUUAAUUGCUCGGACUUGGGGACUCCCAAGCAAUGAGUCAUUGCAGGAGACCGGAGGUUGUUUCCAAGCCCCGGAGUCACACAGAGCCCCUUCAUGUAGGUAGGAGCUGGGACAGCCAACGCAGGAUGACAGAUACCAGAAAUGACAGAUGAAGGGAUACUCACAGGAUGAGAGGAUAAAAGUGCUGCCAGUUUCAGGAGGCUCAGUUCAUCCUAGCAAGAGGGGCAACUUACAAAAUUCUGGGUUCCAUCUGAGUUCUGCUUUCCUUCCCAUGAUGGUGUUUAGUGCCUGCUUUGUUAAUGAGAUUAGAUGCAGUUAUUAGAGACUCAUUAAGGAAAGAUAAUUCUUGCUAUUACUGCAAUAACUUAUUUCAUUGCAGCAUGUCUGGAGAACCUAGUCAGGACCAUACCAGGCCAGGCCCUACACAAAUGUAGGACCAAGAACUAUCCCUGCCCUGAGGAGUAAGAGGGAAGGGCGCAGUCCUGCAAAACAACUUAGGCAUGUAUAUAAAUGCAUUUGCGGGACUUGCUCCCUUAGAGAUCAUCAUCAAUCACACAUGCAAAUUUUUAUGUCAAAGGGUUUGCGCCACAAGGUUUGGUUGUGCCAAACCAGAGCUUUGCAAUGGCUCAGCGGUCACCAGAGCGAGAUGGGCGGAUGAGAACCAGGACGGGGAGACAGAGGGGGCAUUUAACCACCUCUAAAUGUCUUUCCUCUCUGUACAAGUGCAAUACCUUGAUUCACUCCAGUUAUUCUUCUGUAAAUUGAUCAGAAGAGAUCUGUAUUUCACUUGCAAUCUUACGGGCUGGAUGGCGAUGGUGCAAUCAGGAGGAGCUCAGGAAUAUUGUAAGGGAGCUUUAAAACCGAUCGACAACUCUUAAUGUAACACUGAAGCUGUGACUACAUCGGGGUGGUGUUUUGUUUUGCUUUUUUUCUCCCCAUGUAUAAAGUUUGAAGCUUCCAAGGUCACCUGGGAAGGUCCCAUGGAAACAGACACUUACUUGUAAGGGGGAGAGGGAAACCAACCAACUGAACAAGCUGUAAUUAUUUAAAGAUGUAAAAAAAUAUAUAUUAAGAAGUAGUAUGGCUACCAAUCCACAUAACUUCUACACCUUUAGAACUAAUGGAAAUAAAAAAAUGAUAAUAAAACCUAAAGGCUGCUGCUUGACUCUGACUACCCUUGCGGGCUUCUUGGAGGGGGCUGGGGGUAAAUGAUCACAUAUGACAUGCACCUGGAGAAGCAGUGGUGCAGCGGGCCCUGUCCUAGGGAGCUCCUAACAAUGGAAGUACAGAGUAAUUUAAAUCAGAAGGGGCUAGAUCAGGGUUCUCAGGGCCCUGUUCGGUCAAGUGGUGAAUAUCCCCAAGGGUGGAAAUCCUGCAACCUCCUGUUCCACUGUUUGACCACCCUCAUGGCUGAAAUGUUUCUUCCAAACAAAUGUUAGAUUCUAAUGUGAGGUAAAAAAUGUAAAAA
Phalacrocorax carbo (great cormorant) is the source of this 6951-nucleotide messenger RNA. Lineage: Eukaryota; Metazoa; Chordata; Aves; Suliformes; Phalacrocoracidae. The record is from RefSeq and is a predicted model, not a curated record.